Ornithorhynchus anatinus (platypus) is the source of this 1507-nucleotide messenger RNA. RefSeq names its product transmembrane protein 250 (gene TMEM250). Lineage: Eukaryota; Metazoa; Chordata; Mammalia; Monotremata; Ornithorhynchidae. The transcript has 2 exons. The coding region runs from base 896 to 1366 and encodes 156 amino acids. The record is from RefSeq and is a predicted model, not a curated record.
UAGGGGUUGAAAACCUGCCCUCCCUGCUGCUUAGACUGUGAGCCUCAUGUGGGAUGGGCUGUGUCUGAUGUUCAUAUUACUGUACCCGCCCCAGCGCUUAGUACAGUGCCUGGCACAUAGUAAGGGUUUAACAAAUAGCCUAAAAAAAUUUUUAAAGUUACCCAUUUACCACAGUUGUGUAUCUACCCAGUUUGCUUAAGUGGAAAAGUCGUUUUGAAGAUGGUCAAUUAUAAAGUCCCAAGUCUUCCAUGAACUGGAUCUUUUCACAGAAAUAAAUUCAUUCAUUCCAUUGUCUGGAUUGGGUGGUUGCACGGAAGAAGAUGAAGCUGUCCAAAAGAAAGUCUGGAGAGUAAAGAUUUCUCCACCUAACAAUAAAGACUCCCAGUGUAGGUGACCAUAUCUUCCAUGGCUGGGUAAUAUAUCGUAAUAAUAAGACACCAAUUUAUAGAGAGAGUGAGGAGACUGCAGAAGGCACCAUUUGUUUAAUAAUAGUCUCUGAUGAGGGUAUUGUCGUCUCAUAAUUCCCGGAAAUUGGCAUGUCCAGGACACGAGGUGAAGUGCAGAACGGCUAAUGGACGUACGUUAACCGAUGUCAGACGAGAGCAAUUUCUGCUGGAACAGAUGUUAACAUUAUAAAUCUUGAGCACUGGAGAAGAAUAAAGGUGUUUCAUUUAUCUUUAGGAGAAGGUGAAUAAACAGCUAACUAGUAGUGCCAAGCAAACAAAAGAAAGUGGGUUGUAGUCUAGAAAUGUCUUCCGGACACUGGGCCUGUCAGAAGAACUUUUGUGAGUCAAAACCUGGUGGGCAGGCAUGUCUCAUCCUGGAAACCCAGCAGAGAAUUUACAGGCGUAGCUACGUUCUCCACUCCGUUCCCCGCUAACGGACGAGCCAUGCUAUGCACCCAGCCCGUCCGCCUGUAGGACUCAGUGAACCCCGCGGGUGCCCGAUGCCUGUAAUUCCCAUACCCCGGCGUGUCCGGUCUUUCCAUGGCCCCCACACCACAUGCCUGCACUCUGCCUGUGGGCCGGUAAGGACCACUCACUUAGUGCGCACCAAGUACAACAACUUCGACAUCUACCUGAAAUCUCGGUGGAUGUAUGGAUUUAUCCGCUUCUUGCUGUACUUCAGCUGCAGCUUGUUUACCUCCAUCCUCUGGGUGGCUCUCUCCAUCCUGUUUUGCCUCCAGUACCUUGGCAUCCGCAUCUUUCUGCGUUUCCAGUACAAGCUGUCUGUCAUCCUCCUCCUGCUGGGGCGAAGGCGGGUUGAUUUCAGCCUGAUGAAUGAGCUGCUCAUUUAUGGAAUCCACGUGACCAUGCUGCUGGUCGGGGGACUGGGCUGGUGUUUUAUGGUCUUUGUGGACAUGUGACCAGAGCGAAGGGAAACAGGUCCGGACAGCCGGGACCGACCGACCGACUGUCUGCCGUCUGAAUACCCGUCUCUCCCUUUCGUUUUAUUUAUUUAUUUAUGACCGAUCUAUGUAUAUGCAGUAUGUGUCUCUUUCUUCUUC